AUGCCUCGCAAAAUAGAAGAGAUCAAGGACUUCCUGCUCACAGCGCUGCAAAAGGAUGCCAAGUCUGUCAAGAUCAAGAAGAACAAGGAUAACGGGAAGUUCAAGGUGCAGUGCAGCAGGUACCUCUACACUUUGGUCAUCACCGACAAGGAGAAGGCCGAGAAGCUGAAGCAGUCUCUGCCCCCAGGUCUGGCAGUGAAGGAGCUGAAAUGAACCCAGUUGGCUGAUGCAAACUAUAAUAAAAAUGUUUUUUAAU
Molecule: messenger RNA, 256 nt
Organism: Echinops telfairi (small Madagascar hedgehog)
Lineage: Eukaryota; Metazoa; Chordata; Mammalia; Afrosoricida; Tenrecidae
Product: 60S ribosomal protein L38-like
Exons: 1
Coding region: 1-213 (70 amino acids)
Biological process (GO): protein-RNA complex assembly; translation
Cellular component (GO): ribosome; cytosolic large ribosomal subunit
Molecular function (GO): structural constituent of ribosome
Source: RefSeq, a predicted model, not a curated record